UCUCUCUCUCUCUACUCUCUCUCUCCGGAAGCCUUCUUUACCAGAGCAGAAAAAUCGAACGACAAACACUCUGAAUUCACUCCUUCAAUUCAAACCGUGGAAAGCGUUGGCGUAUCCCCAAUACCUGACUAUAUUGGCUUCUCAUCGUAUCCCCUUUCUCUUUGGUUCUUGCUCUUCUGGUAAGAAUCCCCCUCUGUUUCUUCUCUUCCAUUCUCUCAUUUUUGUCGUACCUCAAUUCACUACAAAACCCUAAUUGCAAAUCCAACCGUUCAUGACCUCAUUGUGAUUUCCAAGCUUCAGAUUAAUUUCUGGGGUUUCGGAGAUCACCUCAAGCCCUAAUUGCAAUUCAAACCAUCAAUGACCUCAUUGUGAUUCGUGUUCCAGCAGCCUCAAAUUAAUAAGGGCUUGGUAGCUUAAAUAAUGGCUAGAUUGAUAUGGGGUUUGACUUUGACGAUUGGUUUUCUAUAGAAUUUUUAGGUUAGGGUUGAACAUUCAAUCAAGUCAUUUCUUAGGCUGAGGAUUCGUGGGGCAGUGUUGCGAUUAGUCCAAUGCAGAACGAGAGUUCGGUUUGCCCUGGUUACAUGCAUGACCAGCCAUCAAGCGAGGCGAUCUUGAUUUAUGUGGCUGUAUCGGGUUCGAUGAUUCCAUUGAGGGUUUUGAAGUCUGAUUCGAUUGAGUCUGUGAAGCUUCGGAUCCAGACUUACAAAGGGUUUGUUGUGAAGAAUCAGAGGUUGGUUUGUGGAGGUAGAGAAUUGGCGAGGAGUGAUAGCCUCGUGCGGGAGUAUGGGGUGACGGAUGGGAAUGUCCUGCAUUUGGUUCUCCGCCUCUCUGAUCUCCAAGUCAUCAGUGUUAGGACGUCUUGUGGGAAAGAAUUCACAUUCCAUGUUGAACGGUGUCGAGACGUGGGGUAUGUGAAGCGUCAGAUUGCUACAAAGAAGAAGGGUUUAGUUGAUCUUGACGAUCAAGAAAUCAUAUGCAAUGGAGAGCUUCUUGAAGAUCAGAGAAUUAUUACUGAUAUCUGCAAGAACAACAACGAUGCUGUGAUUCACUUGUUUGUCCGGAAAACUGCCAAAAUCAGGGCUAAACCCAUUGACAAAAACUAUGAAUUGUCCAUUGUAGCACCACAAUUGAAUGAUAAGAGAGAUGAUGAAGUUGAAAGGGAAAGUGGAUAUUCCUUAGAAACUAAGAAGACUCUUGAAGUACCUAGAAAGCCUCCGAACAGAGAUUUCUUUUUGGAACCAGUAAUUGUUAAUUCAAAGAUAGAAAUGCCUUUGGUUCUUGAGGAUUUGGUAAAGUCAACGUAUCAAGGGUUAGCUAGAGGGAACUACCCAAUCAGGUCUGCAGAGGGAACAGGAGGAGCAUAUUUUAUGAUGGAUGCAUCAGGUAAAAGGUAUGUCUCCGUAUUUAAGCCUAUAGAUGAGGAACCUAUGGCUGUGAACAACCCACGAGACCUCCCCUUGUCAGUGAAUGGUGAAGGGUUAAAGAAGGGAACCAAGGUUGGGCAAGGUGCAUUGAGGGAAGUUGCUGCCUACAUUAUAGAUCAUCCAAAGAAAGGCCAUCGCUUGAUUUUUGGGGAGGAGAGGGGCUUUGCUGGGGUCCCACCUACAAUGUUGGUCAAGUGCUUGCACGGUGGAUUUAAUCAUCCAGACGGUUUAACAGUCAAGAUUGGGUCUUUGCAGAUGUUUGUGGAGAACUAUGGAAGUUGUGAGGAUAUGGGUCCUGGUGCUUUCCCAGUGAAGGAGGUUCAUAAGAUUUCCGUGUUAGAUAUAAGGAUGGCCAAUGCCGAUAGGCAUGCUGGGAACAUUUUGGUGAGCAAAGGUGAAGACGGCCGGACUGUGCUGAUUCCAAUUGACCAUGGGUAUUGCUUGCCUGAGAGUUUCGAAGAUUGCACAUUCGACUGGCUGUAUUGGCCUCAAGCUCGCAAGCCUUACACUGCUGAAACUAUUGAAUACAUAAAAUCACUGGAUGCUGAAGAAGACAUUGCCCUCUUGAAGUUUUAUGGGUGGGUUCUGCCACUUGAAUGUGCUCGUACGCUCCGCAUAUCCACCAUGCUUCUGAAGAAAGGAGCAGAGAGAGGGCUCACCCCCUAUGUCAUUGGAAGCAUCAUGUGCAGAGAAACCUUAACUAAGGAAUCUGUGAUUGAGGAGAUUGUCCUGGAAGCACUGGAUUCCUUGCUCCCAGGGACAAGUGAAGCUGCAUUCAUGGAAUCAGUCUCCCACUUUAUGGAUCGCCGCCUUGACAAGAUUGCCAAAUGAAGUGUGACUGCAGGUGGUGGUGCACUUAGAUAACCAGCUGAUGCAACUUCCUCAAUGUUGUGCUUUUAUUCUCUGUCCGUUGACAUAAUUAGGUAGCAGUCAGUCCUCUACUACUGAUAAAGCCAUUGGAGCUUGAAUUUUGGAUCUUUCUCUACUUAGGAUUAGCAAUUAUCACCUGAACUGGACAGCUAGUUCAUUGUUUUCCCUUUCCAGAAAUGAAGUUGCCGGUAGGAAUGAAGCUGACUAUUGGCAUACUUGACCAAUCCUCACUAUGGAUGUUUGAACGUAUAGAGCUACAUCAGGUGAAAUUGACGGUGCUUAAACAAGAAUGCAGGACCGUUGUGGGUAGCGUCUCUGUAAAAUUCCUUCCCCCCCCCCAAUAAAAAAGAAAAGAAAGGAAUACAGGACCUAUCCAUAUUAUGUUCCUGUAAUCUUCUUGAUUUCCAUCUAAUUUGUAAGAGUAAAUUAUGUGUUGACCUCCGCUAUAUUUUUCAUAAGUUACUAGGCCUUUCAGCAGAUGUCAUCUGUUGCUAAAUUGGAUCCUAAAAUAACUUCCACUUUAUCUUUCAGCUUUUUUUGACUUUCUAUUCAUCAUUUACUUCUGAAACCUUGUGGAUACUAUGACCGGGUACCUCUGUUUAUCCAAAUUUCGCUUUCACUUUUGAUAAAUUGCACUAUUAGCUGUAGUUUGCGGAGGUUUUUCAAAAUUACCUUCACAAAUAUUUUCUUACAUAGGAAUAUUUACUCAACGAUACACACAAUGGACAAAGAUGUCAGCGCACCAUUAUAUGAUUCUUCUUCUCCACCUCUUCUCUCCCUUUCUUUCCUUUCCUCCUCAAUUAUAGUACGGAGUAGUUAUGAUAUUGCCUCUGCAUGAAAGUCAUGGUCAAACCCUGAUUUCGCUCCUCUUAAUAUUAGUGAUUACGCAUUUGUUAUGCCCUCGUACCCACUUAUGUAAGAAUUUCUCCCCACAUUUUAAAGAGAUGAAACUCCAUUGAAGUAAUUGUUCAUUCCUGUGAUGUCCACUCUUAGAACAGUGUUUAAUAUGCAAAAAAAAAGGAUCUAUUUUUCCUGGAAAGUAUUAUAAAAUAUGAAUGAAUGUAAAAUAAUCCAUGAAAUAUGUCCCGAGGUUCUGAAAGAAAUUUUAAACACAAGAAAUGAACGCUAAAAAAUUUGAUUGCGUAUUCUCAAGAAAGGUGAUUGAUAAUUCAAGUAAUUACACUGCAUUAGUUAUCUGGGUAAUGACAAAUGCUAUUUUGACUCUCCCAUUGCAUUGCUCAAAGGGGCAGAGCAGUUGUACUUUCAGCUUUUCUGUCCUUAUCAGUAAAAGAAAAAGCACGAUGAAAGCUGAAUCUUCCAGCCACUAUCUGUAUUCAUAAUAACAUGUCUCAAGUCUCAACAAUUUUCAACAUCUCUAUCAACUAACCACAUUAUCAGAAAAUUCACCGCCCAAGGAGAGAGAGAGAGAGAGAGAGAGAGAGAGAGAGAGAGAGAGAGAGA
Messenger RNA from Rhododendron vialii, 3755 nucleotides. RefSeq names its product phosphatidylinositol 4-kinase gamma 4. The transcript has 3 exons. Bases 549 to 2255 code for a protein of 568 amino acids. Gene Ontology annotation, molecular function: protein binding. The record is from RefSeq and is a predicted model, not a curated record. Lineage: Eukaryota; Viridiplantae; Streptophyta; Magnoliopsida; Ericales; Ericaceae.